AUGGAGAGUGAAAGCUUCACACCGCGGCGACGCCUCUCCAUCGGACAGCGCGACGAGCUCCGAGACCAGGCCCAGCUCAGGCAGCUCCAAGACUCCAUCGCCAGACUGACGGCCGAGAAAGAGAGCGCCGAAAGAGAAGCUGGCAGGGCGAUGCAGCAGAUACAAGAUUUGAAACAUUUGCUCAACUCUGACAUGGAGGAGAUUGCCAAGGACGCGGACUCCCUUGGCCAAGAGCUGAGCAGGCUCAAGGAGGAGAAUCGCCUAUUGCGAGAGGAAUUAAACGAUGCGCAGUCGCACAUCUUUAGUCUCCAGCCGUAUCGCAAGGACCUUACGCCAGAGGAAGUAGGACGGCAAUACGACGACCUCAUUGAACAAGUCCAAGAUUGGGUUCAGAAAUUCAUGGAACCCUGGUUGGAUGACUACGAAGCAGGAAUCGAGGCUCUUGCCACCAGCGUUAGGAAGCAGUCUGGAGAAGCGUCCAAGUUUAAGAAAGCUCUGCACAAGCAUCCAGAUUUAGUCCACGCCUGCCUGUUUCCCGAGACGGAUGAAGACAUCAUUGCUGGCAUUAUUAUGCGAUUUCUCAACGAUCACAUCUUCCAAAAGGUCCUUUACGGCUCUGCACAGAACUACACCGAGAUGGUGAGCUUUAUCGAGACGCAGAUGCAGACUUCGGUCGAGCCAAAGAGAGACUUGUUUGCAGUUCGCACAUGGACUGCCGAAAGCUACAGCGCCCUGAUGAGCGCGCCGCAGUUUAAAUCGGUGCGCACGCGGCGCAGCAGGGACCUGACACUGGAUCUUGCAGAUAUCCUUCGCAUCUUUUGCAAAAAAGACAAGUUCCAGUGGUUUUGUCAGAAUAUGGAGGAGAACUGCGUCAAGCCCGCCAUGGCGCUCUACGAAAAGAUCCAGGUAUCUACGCACCACUUCUAUCUCGACAUCCAGCCGUACAUCUCGUGGAGCGGCUCUCGGUUUGCCCUCUCGCCAGAGUUUGUCGAAAACGUUGACAAGCUUGACUGCCGAAACAUUCUACAGAGCAGGAAGGCCUUCAACAUGGCCAAGCUUGAUCCUCGACCUUCAAAGAAGGAUCUCUACCUGGAUCUAUUCAACGUUUGCACCGUUGUCCCAGCUCUGUACAUCCGCCAGAUUGGGCAGCGUGAUGCCAUCAAGGCCCCGUCGAUCGUACGCAAGCAGCAGAUGCUGGUGGCCUGGGGCCCUGAGGACAAGAGAGACAAGUUUGUAGAAGACGGCGACCCGUCACUUGUCGCUUACCUCUGCUUCCCAAAGUCACGGAAGAAAGGAGAAGGGUGGCUGGGUUGA
This is a messenger RNA of Trichoderma harzianum CBS 226.95, 1314 nucleotides long. RefSeq lists its product as hypothetical. Bases 1 to 1314 code for a protein of 437 amino acids. The record is from RefSeq and is a predicted model, not a curated record. The transcript is spliced from 3 exons. Lineage: Eukaryota; Fungi; Ascomycota; Sordariomycetes; Hypocreales; Hypocreaceae.